AAAGAAUUAGUUCCCUCUCAGGGAAACAAUAUAAACAACUCAUGAUUUUUCUAAUGGAACGAGCAACCACCUGGAUCUCUUCUUAAUCUCAACAUCUGUGUCAAGAGAGAUGAAGCAGGAUGGUCCGUAUCGCAGGUCCAGCCAGGAGUUAAAGGAAGCAGGAACUUCAAAAUAGGAAGGCUGAACUUAAUGGAGAAUGGAGUGACACUUAAUUCAGGGAAAGAAAGAGAGGCUGGGUCCAAGGAGAAGAACGAUUGAGAAUCUUGCCUUCUUUUGAGCCUAAGCCAUGAGCUGGAUGUUCCUCAGAGACCUCCUGAGUGGAGUAAAUACUCACUCAACUGGGAUUGGGAGGAUAUGGCUAGCUGUUGUGUUCAUCUUCCGUUUGCUGGUCUACGUGGUGGCAGCAGAGCAUGUGUGGAAAGAUGAGCAGAAAGAGUUUGAGUGCAACAUUAGACAACCGGGUUGUGAAAAUGUGUGUUUUGACUACUUCUUUCCCAUCUCCCAGGUUAGACUUUGGGCCUUACAACUGAUCAUGGUCUCCACACCUUCACUUCUGGUGGUCCUUCAUGUGGCCUAUCGUGAGGACAGAGAGAAAAGGCACAGAAAGAAACUCUAUGUCAACCUAGGUACGAUGGAUGGGGGCCUGUGGUAUACUUACCUUAUCAGCCUCAUUGUUAAAAUCGGUUUUGAAAUUGGCUUCCUGGUCUUAUUUUACAAGCUGUAUGGUGGCUUUAGUGUUCCCCACCUUAUGAAGUGUGAUUUGAAGCCUUGUCCCAACACUGUAGACUGUUUCAUCUCCAAACCCACUGAGAAAACCAUCUUCAUACUCUUCAUGGUGAUCACCUCAUGCCUGUGCAUUGUGUUGAAUUUCAUUGAACUGAGCUUUUUGGUUCUCAAAUGCUUUGUUAAGUGCUGUCUCCAAAACUAUUCUACCAGAGCCACAUCCUCAGUGCGUGAGUGCCACAACCUCAGACACGCUGAAUGUGGUGCAUGCGCAGCCCCCGCACGGCUCCAGCAUCGCCCUUCAGGCUCGGCCACCAGCAAACCCCAGCGAGGUGAAACGCAGCUGCUCUGUGACACACACGAGGUUUAAACAAAGCAACCCUGCACCCCUCCUAAGCAAGACUGAGGCCGGGUUGGAAAACAAAGGGUGUUAGCCUUCAUGUAAUUGGGGAAGAAUUUAACUGUUUUCCACGAUGUGCUCAGUUGUGCCCAUGAGUCAGAGGCCUCACUGUGUUGUUGCAGGGUUCAUGUGGGCACAGGAAUCGUGUUUGAAUAGUUCACUGCAAAUUAGUCUGAAGAAAUCCAACUAACACCAUUUUUGUAAGUGCUUAGAUCUGUCAAGUGGGAAAUAUAAAAAGUGACACUCCUGACAAAUGUGAUGGCCUCCAAGCUGCAAUCCAGGCACUGGUAAUCUUUCUGAAGUAGCAGCCAAGACCCCACUCACUCAGCCCAACUAAAUAUCUCUGGGGAAUAGCCCACGUAAGCCUGAGCUAACACACGUCUGAAAGUACCCCUCCAGAGUCACGACAGAAGGCAGGUCCACGGAAAGCAGCACAUUGACAGGGAGGGGGAAGGACCUAGAGAAAGAAUAUGUGCACUUGGCAAUUACUUAACACUUCUCUUUAACCACGAAACUUUGAAGUACUUUAUACAUUUUCAUAUUAAUGAACUUUUUUAUAAUCAGGAAUUCACAAUGUAUCUUAUGUCACAGUUUGCCUACAAUUUACCAGUACAUCUCC
Molecule: messenger RNA, 1742 nt
Organism: Rhinolophus ferrumequinum (greater horseshoe bat)
Lineage: Eukaryota; Metazoa; Chordata; Mammalia; Chiroptera; Rhinolophidae
Gene: GJB7
Product: gap junction protein beta 7
Exons: 3
Coding region: 287-1093 (268 amino acids)
Biological process (GO): cell communication
Cellular component (GO): connexin complex
Source: RefSeq, a predicted model, not a curated record